CGAAAUUUCGACUCCUGCCCUGGUGAAAUUCUAGCGACAGACCUUGCCACCUUUUGCCUUUGUUGUGAAAUACUUGGGUAAUCUGUGGCCAAAAGGGCGGGACGACUGAAUAUUCUAAAGUUUCUGAAUAAUUUGACAAUAAUCACGAUAUUUACACGAGUAUUUGUACAAGUAUUACUCCGACUUCUCCGGGUUUUCUGAAACCGAGGAAGCAUGACCCAAGUUGGUAAAUACACAUCAGUUCAAAUGGAAGAAAAGGAGUCAGAUAAUGGAAAUAAUGAGCUAGAUAAGCUCCUGAACACUUAUGAUGAAGAAUUCUGGUUGAAGGUACAAGAAAAAUUCACGCCUGGUGGGAUUUCAUGGAGUCGGGCAAUGGAUGAAGUUAGAAUAGACAGAGUGAAGGCCAAGCAUGGUGAUAAAUACUUGCUUGUUAUAAUACGAGAUUGGCCAGAGAGUCCAAAGUACAAAGGUAAACAGGAUUUGGUGGCAAGUUUGGAAUCACAGAUUAGCCGUUUGACAGAAAUUAUUAUGGAACAAGACACAGAUGAAGACUUUAAGUAUUUUCGUAACGAGGAUAAUGAGGCUCGGCCUACUUUGCUUCAUUAUGCUGCUGAUCUGAACUUCUCCCAUGUUGCUACACACCUUGUGAAUAAAUACCCAUCACUUGUCUACCAUGAAACUGAAGUUGUUGGUGAAGAAAGAGGUUACCUUGCUGUGGAGAAGGCACUGAUGGCUAACCAUGACGAAACUGCUGCCUUUCUCAUUUCGCGCAUGAAAGCAGACUGGGUGCACGAACUUUUCCUGUAUAACAAGGACCUGAAAGGCCCAAAGUUUAGCUUUGGUCAGUUGAUCAGCUGUAGGAAUCCUGAAACAAACAAACAUAACAUGUCAAAGACAGUGGUUGCUGUGUUGGAUUCCUUGGUCAACCCGCACUGGCCAUAUCUGCCAGAAAGAAAAGAUGACGACAACAGCGAGGAGAUUGAGCGUGCCUGGUCCAGUGUCCCGGAUGAUCCACUGGACUAUCAUUUCUACUAUAACGUCUUGGAUUGCGAUGAUGAAGGCAGAAUACCCAAGAUUAAUGACGCGAAAAACAACGAAUUUGAUGUAAAAUCCAAGUCAUGUCUUCGUCGGUUAACAGAGAGCAAAAAUAAGGAGGCAAUUACACAUCCUGUGGUCAGAAUGCUUGUUUUGAGAAAAUGGAGUAAAUUUGGUCAUUUGUUGUUUAGUAUACAUGCGUGUUUCUACACGUUAUUCCUCGCGUUGUUAUCUUAUGCUUUGGUCUUCGGAGCGACACGAAAGGAUCCAAACAAGUACGAAGGGUCGGCUGACAAUUUUAGACUCUUUUGCGAGGUUUGCAGCAUCAUUUUUGUGAUGAUAUACAUCAUUGAAGAAAUAUGCGAGAUUGUUCGAGAAUCAAAGGCUUAUUUCAAAGAUCCGUAUAACUAUUUUGAUUGGCUUGGUCUUAUUCUUGUUCUCAUUGUCAUCCCUCUUCGAUUUGCUGACGUGAGCGCACAAUGGAGUAUUGCAAGUCUGGGAUAUUUGUUCAAUUUUCUGAGAAUUUUUAAGUUCUCAUGCAUUACCAGGACAACGGGGUUGUAUGCAAAGACAUUGGCUAAAAUCAUUUAUCGUGAUAUUACACGUUUUGUGAUUCUGUUUGCUGUCGUCUGUGUUGGUUUUUGUGGUGCCUUGUUCAUGGCGUUGACAGCCACUGGAAUGCAGGAUAUUACCAGUAAUUAUGGAACACUAAUGCUGGCUGCCGUCAGAGUCCUCACGGAACAAAAUGCAGUAGAAGAAGACUAUGGAAAGUUUAACUGGUUAACCAUUCUUAUCCUGCUUGCUUAUAUGGGUAUGGUCAUUGUGAUCUUACUAAAUGUCCUCAUAGCCCAACUGAGUUUCACAUACAGUGAAGCGAAAAGUUCUGCAAGGCUACAAUAUGCUGUUGAAAAAAUGUCAAUCGUCACUCGACUUGAGCAAAGCACAUUUGGACUUAAUCUUAGAGUGAAGUAUUACGAAGAUGGGGAACGAAAAAGCGAGACAAAACUUGCAAAUGAAUUAUUGGAAUACAGCGAGGAAAGACAUCCAUGGGAGUCCAUGGAAGACAAACUCGCAUUGGUCAGGGAAAUAAUGAAGAAAGUGAUACAAAGACGGUCAAACAAAGCUGAAUGAUAUUAUGGAAAGAAGGUUCUUAGUGAGAUACCCAUGUUGGCAGAAAAAUGAUUUUUUAAAUUCAAGGUUUCAUUUAGUCCUGACUGUAGAAUAAUCAAGUAAGUUAGAAUGGAUGUAUUUUUUUCUUCUUUACACUAUUUAGAGACCUUUAUGACCACAGUUAGUGGGAGUUGAUGGAGGAGACAAUGUUUUUGACAUGUAUUGAGCCCAAUGACCAAGCAGGAAUGUGCUUUAUUUGCAAAUAAUGUCACAGCACAGCUCUAUUACACUGUAAAUUGUAUUCUUUCAUAUCAAAUAAUCUUUUAUUUAGGGAAU
Molecule: messenger RNA, 2481 nt
Organism: Dendronephthya gigantea
Lineage: Eukaryota; Metazoa; Cnidaria; Anthozoa; Malacalcyonacea; Nephtheidae
Product: transient receptor potential cation channel subfamily A member 1-like
Exons: 14
Coding region: 214-2166 (650 amino acids)
Biological process (GO): calcium ion import across plasma membrane
Cellular component (GO): membrane
Molecular function (GO): calcium channel activity
Source: RefSeq, a predicted model, not a curated record